AUAUUGGGAUCCUCAGCGUCUGAGUUUACGACAGUCUUUGAACCUACCACCAGUGAGAAUUUAGCAGCUGUCACGUUUUAUUUUUUUAUUUUUUUUGUUAAGGCUGGGUGGGAACGACACGUACUCUGGUGACUUCAAUUAGUUAAUACUUAUACGAGGUGACGUGCUCACAAUGGCCCGCGGACAUCAGAAGAUUCAGUCGCAGCAGAAGGCGGCCAAGAAGCAGGCGGAGAUGAAGAAGGCCAAGGGGCAUGACCAGAAGACGGCGGCCAAGGCGGCGCUCGUCUUCACCUGCGCCGUGUGCAGGUCUCAGAUGCCUGACCCCAAAACCUUCAAGCAACACUUCGAGAGCAAGCAUCCCAAAUCCCCUCUGCCUCCUGAGCUGGAGGGCGUGGAGGCGUAAAAAAAAAAAAAAAAAGUCUCUGCCACCUUUUCCUCUCGUCUCACAUGGAUGACGACUUCGAGGCCCCUCUCGUACCAGCUCGGCACUCUUCUUGGUCCUUUUUUCUUAUUUUUUCUUCCUAAAACAUUUAAGUGACAUCGCCAAAUGGGAAGGUGAAGUAUUCAAUAUAGGGAGUGAUUGUCAUGCUGAGCCAUCCUUAUGUGACAAUUAAACUUUGCUCCAGGCUUUGACCUGGUUUGGGUGGGGGGCUUGCAUGUGAUUUCAUUGUAAACAGGGCGACAAUUGUUAUGAAUUACGUUGGUUGUAAGAAGCGGUCCUAUUCCUCACGCGUGUCGUUAACACUGUAUUGGUUUCACCUUGCUAAUUCUCAUUGUUGGCUCGUCACUAACCGGCCAGGCUGCUACUUAAAAAAUAAAUGAAUAAAUGCAAAGAUUACAUAAUUUACAGGAAAGUGUCAGGAACUGGAAUGUAUGCUCACUGAUGUAUUAUAGCGUUUUAUUAAAUUUUACUUUGUGGUA
This is a messenger RNA of Phyllopteryx taeniolatus (common seadragon), 921 nucleotides long. It is a transcript of the gene znf706, whose product is annotated as zinc finger protein 706. The transcript is spliced from 3 exons. Lineage: Eukaryota; Metazoa; Chordata; Actinopteri; Syngnathiformes; Syngnathidae. The coding region runs from base 173 to 403 and encodes 76 amino acids. The record is from RefSeq and is a predicted model, not a curated record.